AUGGCAGAUGCUUCAGAGACUUCAGACACUUCAAACACCUUUACCCUUCAAGGGGUCGGGGCCAGUAGUGUCCCUGGAUCCAUGCCAGCCCAAGAAGACAGGUACACUAUACUUCUACCUGAUGAGCUCUCGGGGCACACGGACAGCCUAGCCUUCUUUGCCAUCUACGACGGACAUGCCUCAGAUAAGGUUGCAGAACAUGCAAGCAAGAAUAUCCGGCGGCUUCUGAUUAGCAGUGGCGAGUUGAGACAGGGAAACUAUGAAUCGGCCAUCGAACAAGCAAUCCAAGCCGAGGAGGAGGAGCUUCUGCAAGGGUUUUGGGCUGGCGAGGAAUUGUUCGCCGUCGCCGGAUCGACUGCCGCCCUCGUCGUGGUGAACCUAACCAGGGGGAUCUUGGUGGUCGCCAAUCUGGGAGAUUCGCACGUUUUGCUGGGAGAGGCCGACGGGGCAGAUCACACCUCCCUGAAAGUCGAGCGAAUAACCACAUCCCACAAGCCGGAACAUGCUGGGGAGAGGCAUCGCAUUGAGUCCGCCGGGGGAACCCUCAACACCGAUGGCGGUGUGCCACGAGUUGGGGGGUUGAAUAUGUCGCGGGCGCUGGGCGAUUUGCAGUAUAAGUCGCCGCUAAAGGAUAUCGGGGAGCAGUCCCUAUCCAGCGGUCAGGAGAAGGCAGGCAUCGAACCAACAAAGAAGGGGGAUUUGGUCUCCAGUUACCCUUCUUUGAAACGAUAUCCGCUGCAGUCGGAUCGUCGGUACUUCUUGGCGCUGAUCACAGACGGGGUAACCAAUACAAUGGAUGACGAAACCAUCAUGCAUCAGAUCGCGCGGAGCAAGCAAGAUGGAAUGGAUGCAGACAAGGUGGCCGCUAAGAUCACCGAGAAGGCUUCAGGAGCACCCGGCAGUGACAAUGCCACCUGCGUCACUGUGUUCCUGGAUGGGCACAAUAUACGAAAACAAGAAUGUACUUUGCUGUUCGUUUUGCUGUGCAAAAUGUUCGAAAGUGUCGUGUCACCAUCGCAGGUCCGUGGUCGGGUACCUCGGGUUCAACCGGCCCCAGGACCGGUCGCUGCGACCAAUAUCAUCGAUAUCCGCAGUGAUAAAGCAGAGACUCAACUGCGCCAAUCGCUAGAGGCUUCCAUCCACGCGGCUUGUCAUGGUGAUGCUGCCAUGCCAGAGCUUCUCCUUUGGGAUGAACAGGGACUCCGCUACUUUGAAGACGUGACGUACGCUCCGUCAUACUACCUGACCAAUGAAGAAAUCGGCCUGCUCGAAAAGCACAAAUACCAGAUCGCACAACACAUUCCGUCCGGUAGUAUGCUGGUUGAGCUAGGCAGCGGAAAUCUCCGCAAGAUCAAGAUUCUUCUAGACGCUCUAGAUGAGUUGGGUCGGGAAGUGGACUACUUCGCGUUGGACGUUUCGUAUCAGGAGCUCCACCGAACUCUUAGCACCGUGCCUCCAGGAACGUUUCGCCACGUACGCUGCUUUGGGUUACUGGGAACCUACGAUGACGGUCACAACUGGAUGCAAUUGCCCGAAAUUCGUUCGCGAUCCAAGACCAUUCUCUCCCUGGGAUCAACAUUGGGUAGUUUCCAGCGGCCGGAAGCCGCCGACUUCUUGGCUAGUUUCGUCACCCCCGAAAACAAUUCGUCGCUGCUCAUCGGCUUGGAUGGAUGCAAAGAUGCCGAUCGGGUGCUGGCCGCCUAUAACGAUUCCGAGGGGUUCAAUCGACGGUUCAUCAAGCACGGCCUUGAACGCGCGAACGAGAUCCUAGGGCCGGAUACCUUCGAUCUCGACAAAUGGGAUGUUAUUGGCCGCUGGGAUGCAGCGCAGGGAAGCCAUAACCAGUACUAUGUCCCCUCAGAUGAGGUGUCUCUAACGGGAGAGACCAUUCCAGCGGGCCGGAGCAUCUUGGCAAUCAAAAGCCACAAGUACGAUGCUGACGACAGGGAUGCGUUGUGCCGAAGAGCAGACUUGGCCGUUAGCGAUGCAUGGGCAUCCAAGAACCAAUACAAUUUACUGUAUCUUGAGAAACCAUAGGGUGUCACCCACGAG
Molecule: messenger RNA, 2052 nt
Organism: Aspergillus welwitschiae
Lineage: Eukaryota; Fungi; Ascomycota; Eurotiomycetes; Eurotiales; Aspergillaceae
Product: phosphatase 2C-like domain-containing protein
Exons: 9
Coding region: 1-2037 (678 amino acids)
Molecular function (GO): cation binding
Source: RefSeq, a predicted model, not a curated record